This is a messenger RNA of Papilio xuthus (Asian swallowtail), 1133 nucleotides long. RefSeq names its product dopamine N-acetyltransferase. The record is from RefSeq and is a predicted model, not a curated record. Gene Ontology annotation, molecular function: N-acetyltransferase activity. Bases 398 to 1060 code for a protein of 220 amino acids. The transcript is spliced from 5 exons. NCBI's taxonomy places the organism in Eukaryota, Metazoa, Arthropoda, Insecta, Lepidoptera, Papilionidae.
CAAGUCUUAAAAUUACGAACAACUGUUAUUAGCUGUUUAGUUACCACCAUUCCGGACAAAUUGAGUGACAGUGUUUAAGGUUUCAUCUCAAGUAACAUUAGUCACAUCGUGUUUUUCAAUCACUUUUGUUCACCGGUUUUACCGCAUAUAAAAAGGAAAAACAACACCAUACCUUAAUGCAUAGUACCUAUAUUUAUCUCAAACCGUUAUAAUACAAGCGCACGCCAAGUCAACUGGUUGAGUCCUGGACAAGCUCUCGUGUGUAAAAUAUUUAUUAAUUAUUGAUUAUAAUUAAUUUAAAUAAUAUUUUUAAAUCCGUAAUAAAAUAGAAGUGCAUGUCCACGGGAAUAAAUCAAGAGUUUGAUCUACGUCGUGAAAAGUACAUUAAACUUUCAAGAUGUCUCAAACAUGUGAAUUCACUGUGGAACCACUUUUAAUGGAAGAUCGCGAAGAGGUCUUGAAACUACUGAAAAGGACAUUUUUCGUGGAUGAACCAUUAAACAAGAAGAUCCAGCUGUGCCCUACCGGUGAGUGCGCGGAACUGGAGGAGUUCUGUUUGUCGCCGCUGCACGAAGGACUGUCCUUUAAAGCUGUUGACAGCAAGGGAAAAAUCGUCGGCGUCCUUAUAAACGAGACUUGUCCACUUAACGAUAAAAUUGGCAUCACAUUAUUCGAGCGUGCGGAAGCAAGCAAAGAUCCUAAGUUCAAGAAGAUACUCCAUAUUCUGGCGAAAAGAGAGGAGGGAUCACGACUCUGGGAAAAGUUUCCUAAUGAUGAUAAAUUAGUGGAAGUUAAAGUAGCAGCCACAGAUCCAGACUGGAGGAACAAAGGAAUCUUAGUCGCCUUGGUGGAGGAAACAGAGAAGUUACUUCGACAGCGCGGCGUGAGACUUGCGCGCUUGGACUCAUCUAGCGAGUUCUCAGCAAGAGCAGCUGAGAGACACAACUUUACUUGCUACUACAAGGCGCGGUACACCGACAUCAAGAUGGCCGGCGAGCCCCUCAUUGUGCCUGACCCACCGCAUGUCUACGAUCGUGUCUUUGUUAAAGAGUUAUUCUAGACUAGCUGUCACCCGCGUCUCUGACCGCCAGUUAUUAAAAUAAAACUUAUAUAAAAGCAUAUGUAUUCUUCCA